Carassius gibelio (silver crucian carp) is the source of this 1643-nucleotide messenger RNA. RefSeq names its product scleraxis bHLH transcription factor a (gene scxa). NCBI's taxonomy places the organism in Eukaryota, Metazoa, Chordata, Actinopteri, Cypriniformes, Cyprinidae. The transcript has 2 exons. Gene Ontology annotation, molecular function: protein dimerization activity; DNA-binding transcription factor activity, RNA polymerase II-specific; RNA polymerase II transcription regulatory region sequence-specific DNA binding. Bases 384 to 992 code for a protein of 202 amino acids. Gene Ontology annotation, biological process: developmental process; regulation of transcription by RNA polymerase II. The record is from RefSeq and is a predicted model, not a curated record.
CACUCAGUGAAACCACACGUGGGUCUCUGCUCAGGGGGGAGAGCCAGCGCUGCACAGAGACUGAGAGCCGCAGGAGAAGUGUGCAUGUGUGUGUGAGGAAUCAAGACGUGGAUUUCAGCUCAGAUGGGAUGUGAGUGAGGACAAACGAUAAGUUCAACCCUUCAGGAUCAAUUCUCCAAGUCUUGAAGGCAAAGAAAAACUAAUUUCAAAUGGUCCGUAGUGGCAAAGAAAUGUAAUACCAGAGUGCAACUGUACUAGAGGACUAUCCAAAGAGCAAACAAGUGCAGGAUUGGUUCUGAAGCUAAGAGAUCCAUGCAUUAAGAACUCUAGAGUCUUACAAGCAAAAUUUGAGAUCCGUGUGGAGAGGUUUGGAGGUUUCUGCAAUGUCUUUCGCAAUGGUACGACCGGCUCCCAGCCGAUACCUGUAUUCGGAGAUCUCAAUGAUGUCAGAGGACGAUGAAAAUGGCAGCGAGAGCUCAGGCUCGGACGACCGCUCUUUUCGCUUGGACACCUCAGGGUACGACAUUAAAGUUGGAAGAAAGCGGAAACCUGGCAUAGGAGGUGGUGGACGGCUGAUAGGGUCACCAAGCAACUGCACGGGCACAAUGGGUCCAUUGCCAGAGGGCCGUCAACGCAAUGCAGCCAAUGCACGGGAGCGGGAUCGCACCAACAGUGUCAACACGGCCUUCACCGCGUUGAGAACUCUGAUCCCCACAGAGCCUGCUGACCGGAAGCUGUCCAAGAUCGAGACCUUGCGGUUGGCAUCCAGUUACAUAUCCCACCUUGGAAAUGUGCUCCUGGUGGGUGAAGCGUGCGGGGACGGACAGCCGUGCCACAGCGGAGGACCCUCGACUUCAAACUUCUACCACCACCAUGGUUCGCCAAACCAGGACUCGGAGAACUCGCAGCCCAAACAGAUCUGCACGUUUUGCCUCAGCAACCAGAGGAAAAUGAGCAAAGACAGAGAGAGGAAAUCAGCCCUGAGGAGUUAAGCCACGACGAGAAUGGAUUUACUAAACAUCAUCACCAAUGUACAAAAGCUGUUGACAGCAAAAUGCAAUGUUGUGGUGUAUAUAUGCAAAUAUCAAUUCAUAUUUAAUUAUUUGUAAAUCGUUGUUGGACAUUUUAUUGGAGAAAAAAAAAACACAUGUAUGACUGGAAAAAGACCAGACUGCAGCAACUUGGUUAUCAAAGAGCUGAACAUCCCGCCACAGCCUUCAUCCAUUUCCACCUUUUCGGUUCAUUUACACACCAAGCUCCACCAAAUGUUUAUUUUUGGCCACAGGGAGCUGAGGUAAAGCUAUUUACCAAAGACUAUCUGUACAAGAGGACGGCAUUCACAAAGCUGCAAAUGAUCACAUGACUUCCCCAGGAGACACAACAUACGGAGCCCAGCUUUGCCAAUCAAAACAAUAAAGGAACAUAUUCCUAUAUUCAAUCAAAGAGGACCUUGGGAAAGUGCUCAUAUUGAGGACAUGAAUGAAUACAAACUGAUGUUUGGCACGUUAUUUCUAACAAAAACACGAAAGACACUUAGCCUGACUAUGAAAAUGCAAUAAAUUCAUUAAAUGCAGUAUACUGUAUGUCUAAUAUGGCAAAUGACAUAUAUUCUUCAUUGUUUAAAUUAAAAAUGACUAAGCAAA